AUGAAUGAGGAGAAUGAAUGGGAUCAGAGGGUGGAAGCUGCUGUGGUGAAGGGGCCAGUGGAGAGGGUUAGUCAGGAAGAAGUAGUGGAGGCAAUGAAGGAAAUGAAAACAGGAAAGGUAGCUGAUCUAUCAGAAGUAAGUGUGGAAAUGAUAACUGCAAGUGGAGAGAUAGGGAUUGUUGUGAUGUUGGAGCUCUGCCAAGGUGUGCUGGAUGGAAGAGGAAUGUCAGAUGAUUGGGCACCAAGUGUGGUGGUACCGAUCUUCAAGGUGAUGAGUUGUGGGGCAUAUAGGGGAGUGAAGUUACUGGAUCAUGCAAUGAAGAUUGUAGAAAGGGUAUUGGAAAGAAGAAUUCAGAAAACAAUGGAUGUGGAUAAGAUGCAAUUUGCUUUUAUGCCAGGAAAGGGGAUAAUGGAUGCAAUGUUCAUUGUAAGGAGAUUGCAGGAGGAAUACCGAGAUAAGGAGAAGGAGUUAUACUUGUGCAUUGUUGAUCUGGAGAAGGCAUUUGAUAGGAUUUCAAGGAAGGUGAUUGAAUGA
Octopus bimaculoides (California two-spot octopus) is the source of this 534-nucleotide messenger RNA. RefSeq lists its product as uncharacterized. Lineage: Eukaryota; Metazoa; Mollusca; Cephalopoda; Octopoda; Octopodidae. The record is from RefSeq and is a predicted model, not a curated record.